GGGAAAAGAAGGAAGAAGCGCGGCCUCACGCGGGCGGCGGGUUCCUGCCAGCCAGCCAGGCCGCGGCGGCCUCCUCGUUCCUCCUCCUCCCGCUCCUCCUCCUCCUUUUUUCCCCUCCUCCUCCUCCGUGAGGGCGCCCCCAGCGGCUCCCGCCUCGCCUCAGCCAGGCCGGGUGAGGGGGGAAAACAGGCGAGGAGGAGGAGGAGGAGGAGAAGAAGGAGAGCCGCGGCGGGGCGGAGCUGACUUAGGCCCGAGGCGGUGAAGGCGGUCGAGGCCUGCCCGCCUCCUGGUCAGGGCGGCCGCCCGAGCCAGGCAAGAUGGCGGCGGUGGAGCUGGAGUGGGUGCCCGAGACGCUCUACAACACCGCCAUCUCGGCCGUGGUCGACAGCUACGGCCGGGCUCGCCGGAGGGACAUCCGCUCCUUGCCCGAGAACAUCCAAUUCGACGUCUAUUACAAGCUUUACCAACAAGGCCGACUAUGCCAGCUGGGUAGCGAAUUCUGUGAACUAGAAGUUUUUGCAAAGGUGCUUCGAGCUUUAGAUAAAAGGCAUCUCCUUCAUCACUGCUUUCAGGCGUUGAUGGAUCACGGAGUAAAAGUUGCUUCAGUCUUGGCCUACUCAUUCAGUCGGAGGUGUUCCUACAUUGCAGAAUCAGAUGCUGCCGUAAAAGAAAAAGCGAUCCAGAUUGGGUUUGUCUUAGGGGGGUUCCUGUCUGAUGCUGGCUGGUACAGUGAUGCUGAAAAGGUCUUCCUUUCCUGCCUUCAGUUAUGUACCCUUCAUGAUGAGAUGCUCCACUGGUUUCGUGCCGUCGAAUGUUGCGUCAGGUUAUUGCAUGUCCGGAACGGCAAUUGUAAAUAUCACUUGGGAGAAGAAACCUUCAAAUUAGCACAAUCUUAUAUGGAAAAACUAGCCGAGCACGGCCAGCAAGCCAACAAAGCUGCCCUCUACGGAGAGCUGUGUGCUCUGCUCUUUGCAAAAAGUCAUUAUGAUGAGGCUUACAAAUGGUGUAUAGAAGCAAUGAAGGAGAUCUCAGUUGGUUUGCCUGUAAAAGUAAUUGUGGAUGUUUUGCGACAAGCCUCAAAGGCUUGCGUUGUGAAACGUGAAUUUAAGAAAGCUGAGCAGUUGAUAAAACACGCAGUGUACCUAGCACGGGAGCAUUUUGGAGCCAAACAUCCUAAAUAUUCGGACACUCUACUUGACUAUGGAUUUUAUUUACUCAAUGUAGAUAACAUAUGCCAGUCAGUUGCAAUUUAUCAGACAGCCUUGGACAUCAGACAGUCGGUGUUUGGCGGCAAAAACAUCCAUGUAGCUACAGCUCAUGAAGAUCUAGCCUACUCUUCUUACGUUCACCAAUACAGUUCGGGAAAAUUUGAUAAUGCACUAUUCCAUGCGGAACGUGCGAUUGGCAUCAUCACCCACAUUCUCCCAGAAGAUCACCUCCUCCUCGCCUCUUCCAAAAGAGUGAAAGCGCUUAUCUUGGAGGAGAUUGCAAUCGACUGCCACAAUAAGGAAACCGAGCAAAGGCUGCUCCAAGAAGCUCACGACCUGCACCUCUCCUCUCUCCAGCUGGCCAAGAAAGCCUUUGGGGAGUUCAACGUUCAGACAGCAAAACACUACGGCAACCUUGGCCGACUUUAUCAGUCAAUGAGGAAAUUCAAGGAAGCAGAAGAGAUGCACAUCAAAGCAAUUCAGAUCAAGGAGCAGCUGCUCGGUCAAGAAGAUUAUGAAGUCGCUCUUUCAGUGGGACACCUCGCCUCGCUCUACAACUACGACAUGAAUCAGUACGAAAACGCUGAGAAGCUUUACUUGAGAUCCAUCGCAAUUGGGAAAAAGCUUUUUGGGGAAGGUUACAGCGGACUAGAAUAUGACUACAGGGGCCUCAUUAAACUGUACAACUCCAUUGGCAAUUACGAGAAAGUAUUUGAAUACCACAACAUCUUAGCCAACUGGAACCGAUUGCGGGAUCGGCAGUUUUCCGUCACAGAUGCCCUGGAGGAUGUAAGCACCAGUCCUCAAUCAACUGAGCAAGUUGUCCAGUCUUUCCUGAUGUCUCAGACCGUCGAAGGACCCAUUUGCUAAAGAACUUGGUCAAGUUUACCGAUUCUUGUUUCCUUCUUUGUUUUCCCCCCAGAUUUACACGGGAAAAGUCAUACUGUGAAAUUCGAAACCAUAUUUCAUUUUUUUCCCUCCUUUUUCCCCCUCCUUUCCCAGAGCUGUUUAUAAACAAACAAACAAAAAAUACAUUGAAACACUGGUCCAGUCCAUAAAAAAUCCUCAUUUUGGGGAUGACAUCAACUUUUGAUGGAGUGACCAUGAGCCGGACAUGUGCUUAAUAUGCACGAGUAUGAGUACAGCAUAUUUUGUUUGGGUUCAAGGUGCCUGCGUGUGUGUAUGUGUGUGGUUCACAAACACAUACACACAAGCAUGUACGCAUGGCGGGGGUGGGGGAAAGAUCUCUAAUAAUUUUCUCCCCAAAAAAAUAAUAUUAUUUUUUUGUUCUUAAAAAAAAAAAAGCCACUUUACAAAAAAAUCGCUGCAAAGACUAGAGAGAAAUAAAACCAUUUAACAGUUUUUAAAGAGUUGCAUUCUUAAUUGAGAAAAGAGGGUGCCAGGAUUAUUUUCUUCCUACAAUAAACAGGAGACUUUUAUUCAGUAUUAGGGCCUGCAGAAUCUGGAUGCAAAGGGGGAAAAGUAUGAUCAGGACUUGUGUCCAGACAGACACCUCGCUUCUGUCAGGGGUGGGUGGGAAUGGAGCAUCUUUUCCUGGGUUCACGCAGCAAUAGCAAUCUGCCGUUGACCCACCAUGCCAGAAAUAGAUGGCUUAAGAAUUUCCUUGCCUGACCAAGCUGGCUCCGAAACCUCUUUUUGUCCUCUGCACCCAGAUCUCUCUACCGUAUGGAUGAUUUAAAUUAAAGAAGAAGAAAAAAGAUUGAAAAGCAAAAACCUGCACGUGUACAAAAAGAAGCUGGGAAGGUUUCUCCUUCUCACUUUUUAAAGCAACGGAGAUUAUGUUUGUGAACAGCUCUUUGGGCCUUUGAGAAGAAUGUGUGAACUGGACCCGUAGGUUCACACCACCAGAGCGAGGAAUCUCCAAAAUAACCCCUUGGCCUCAACUUGCAUUCUUCUUGUAAUAUAGGCAAGGUUUGUUUUGUUUUGUUUUGUUUUUGGUGACAGGACCAGAAUAAUUUAAAGGGGACCAGCCUGCCCUUCGAAAAAGAAGUUGUGGAACAGUGCCACCACUCCCGUGUUUCCUUUGAUCCAGUAGAUUAAUUUAAUGAAGGGUGCGUUUUCAAUAGUACCCAGGACAUGGCAAGACAGAACAGAGAAUAUAUUAGCAGCUUCCACCGUUUUCAGCCAUUGCAAUGAUAAUGCCUUUUAAACUAUUAUGGAUACACACUAAAUAUUAUUUUGCUUAAGCAAAACUGUUAAAAACGCUUCUCCGUAGCCUCCCCUUCUGCCUUUUCAAGCUAGGCUGUCUCCAAAGGCUGCAACUUGCUUGUGCUGAGUUUUUUUUCUUCUUCUUCUAAAGUAUCUGGCUUUAUUUUAUUUUAUAUCUUUGGAGAUGACCGUUCCUUUUAUACUUUGCAGAGGUCACUGAAAUAAUAUCCAAAGAAGAAGGAACAAGCACAGCAAGGCAGUCACCGUUCCUUUUGCUUCCCUUUCUGUUUUUAAGCCUCGUUAUUUUUGUUUCACUGAACGAACGACCACAAUGUGAUUUCCUUAACUUCAUUUUUAAAUGCUUGUUGUUUCCUCUUUUUUUUUUUUUAAGUGUUAAUGCCUGU
Ahaetulla prasina is the source of this 3781-nucleotide messenger RNA. RefSeq names its product amyloid beta precursor protein binding protein 2 (gene APPBP2). The record is from RefSeq and is a predicted model, not a curated record. The coding region runs from base 318 to 2078 and encodes 586 amino acids. The transcript is spliced from 13 exons. Gene Ontology annotation, molecular function: protein binding. NCBI's taxonomy places the organism in Eukaryota, Metazoa, Chordata, Lepidosauria, Squamata, Colubridae. Gene Ontology annotation, biological process: intracellular protein transport.